GAGCGGAUGUUUGUUUGCGCCGCGACCAAAAGAUACACGGUUGUUUCUCCAGAUCUGGUUUCUUGGGUUGCCCAAACAGUGCUUGGUUCUGCUUUUAAUAGGCAUAGUCUGUUUUCAGCCAUCAUUCUAUGAAUUUGACACUCCUCCCCGCUGCACCGACUUGGCUCCUCCACCUAUAAUAAGACGUGGUAUGUUUGGCAGCUCGGCCCAGCGAGAAGAAUGGCAACACAAAGAAAGACCACCACCAGAUGGGAGGCAGAAGACUGGGAUCCAACUUGUCUGCUUUGUGUUGUACUUUGUCCCGCAAUAUUUGACUUCGCUUUGUGGUCAACAAGGAAAAAUCAAUGCAGCCACAUCUCACAUUGCAACACAUACAUACCUAUUAUUAAUAGUCUUGAUUGCACCAUGUUUAAUCUUCGCCUUUGGCUUGGUUAAGAAAAAAAAUGCUUAGCACAUUGCCCUCAAGGCAUCCAUUUGGCGUUCCCACUUUCAACAAUACUACCUAGACAAUACUGGAAGUCCUGGAAGCAUUGCAUUGAAUGUGAAUGCUGUUUGACUGGGAAGCCGUUGAAAUGUGGGUCUCUCAGGUGCGUCUACCCCCUUUCGAGGUGCGCGUCGUUGGCUGCAUAAUGCGUCAACCGGUUCAUCACAUUGAGCGUUCUUACAUAACCUACUCGGGGUGUACGGAGGAAUGCCAACCGCAAAGGGCAGGCGCACACGCCCUUUUCCUCACUCUCCCUCGCUCUCGUUUCCCUCACCGACACACUGUCCCCGCUUAUCUCUGCAGUCACGUUGAGGCUGAGGCUGCCUGACCCACACAGUGUGCCCUGCUCGUGUUGUAUAUAGACCGGAGCCGAGCGGCAGGCAGAGCCGAGAUUGUGUGGCCAGAUCAGGACUGGGCGAGAGAGUAGGGGAGAGAGAGAGGGAGAGAGAGAGGGAGAGAGGGAGAGAGAGCACGGUGGGGGGUUGAGGAAGAGAGGGACAAACACGGCUGCAGCUGCUCUCUUCUGCAUUAAGAGACACACUCCCUGACAUAGGACCAGCAACGGGCUGUCAACAGACUGGAACUCGUCAGACUGGUGGCUAAGCAGACUGGGACUCGGUCAGACUUGGACUCGGUGGACUGGGACUCUGUAGACUGGGGUGCUCCGCAGACAGGUACGCGCCAGUCUGUGUCUCCCGCUGCGGGCCUCCUACCACUCACGGCCGGGACCCUGUGGCCACGGCCCGGUGUGCUCUGGAGGAUACCACCAGGCCCGGUGUGCAUGUGAGUGCCCGAGCCUCCACGGUCGUGUCAGGCGCCAGGAUGAGGAUGAAGGAGCUGUCUCUCCGCCAGGACCCGGACCUGCGGAAGGAGCUGGCGCUGCUGGCCCGGGGCUGUGACUUUGUCCUGCCCUCGCGCUUCAAGAAGAGGCUCCAAGCCUUUCACCAAGGACAGGCGCAGGUGAAGGCGCCGCCGCCCGUCGCCCCGGCGCUGAGUGAAAGCAUUCCAAAGUUCUACUUCCCACUGGGCCGGCCCCAGGCCAACCUCAACGUCGACGGCCUCGUUUCCAAGGUCGAGACAAUAUUUGCCCAGUUCCCCGGUGAAAGGGCCAGCAUUGAGGACAUGGGGCAGGUCGCCAAGGCCUGCGAGUGUCCCCUCUUCUGGAAAGUGCCAUUGUUCAACGCGGCCGGAGGCGACAGGACGGGCUCGGUGUCGGUGCACAAGUUCGUGGCCAUGUGGAGAAAAACUCUUCAGACCUGUCACGACGCCGCCGCAAAAUUUGUGCACCUCUUGGCCAGGCCUGGCUGCAAUUACCUGGAACAAGAGGACCUUAUUCCAUUCCUGCAGGAUGUGGUGGACUCUCACUCAGGCCUGAACUUUCUGAAGGAGGCCUCCGAAUUUCACACACGCUACAUUACCACGGUCAUCCAGAGGAUAUUCUACAAUGUGAACCGGUCUUGGACUGGCAGGAUCACAUGCUCAGAGCUGAGGAAAAGCAACCUUCUUCAGAACGUGGCCUUGCUGGACCAGGUGGACAACAUCAACCAGCUGACCGAGUUCUUCUCCUACGAACACUUCUACGUCAUCUACUGCAAGUUCUGGGAGCUGGACACGGAUCACGACCUCUUCAUCGACCAGAGAGACCUGGCCCGUCACAACGACCAGACCAUCUCCAACAAGAUGAUUGAGAGAAUAUUCUCGGGAACCGUAACAAGGGACAGGCGGGUGCACAGGGAGGGCCGCAUGAGCUACGCCGACUAUGUGUGGUUCAUCAUCUCCGAGGAGGACAAGAAGACGGACACCAGCAUGGAGUACUGGUUCCGCUGCAUGGACCUGGACGGGGACGGGGUGCUCAGCAUGUACGAGCUGGAGUUCUUCUACGAGGAGCAGUGCCUGAAGCUGGAGGCGCUGGGCGUGGAGCCGCUGCCCUUCGAGGACUGCCUCUGCCAGAUGCUGGACCUGGUCAAGCCCGAGGCCGAAGGUCACAUCACGCUGCGCGACCUGAAGAGGUGCAAGAUGGGCCACGUCUUCUUCGACACCUUCUUCAACGUGGAGAAGUACCUGUACCACGAGCAGAGGGACCCGUUCUCCGUGGUGAGGGAGUUGGAGACGGAGGGCCAGGAGAUGUCCGACUGGGAGAAGUACGCAGCUGAGGAGUACGACCACCUGGUGGCCGAGGAAACCGGCGACCAGUGCAAUGAAACGUACGAGAACCCCCUGAGUCCCUUAGGCCAGCACAUCUCCACCGAGCUGGGCCUGAGGGCAAAGAAACACUUUUUUGAGUUCCCCACCGCGCCCUGCAACCUGGACCUGGGGGAUUACAAGUAUGAGGAGGACUUUGAAUGACGCCGGUCCUGGACGGCUCCCACCUCCUGCUCCAGGCCGGAGCCCCCUUGAGGGCCGAGGACCGGACAAGCCUUCAGUGUGUGUGUGUGUGUGUGUGUGUGUGUGUGAACGGCCUUUAGGCUGGAAACUGCCCAGACCGGCAAGCCAUAGGAGACGUCUCCACGACCUAUUCACUACAGCCAGUGCCAACGCCCCCCCACAGGAAGACCACAAGCUCACCUUUGACCCCCCGUGGGACAUCACGACCAGUGUCUUCAUCGCCUUCAAUUGUUUCAUUCUUGUAUUGUGACUUUCACACGGCAAAAUGUUUCCCAGCGGGGGUUGAUUCUCAGCCGAUGCGUCUGAGGCUCAUCAAGAGGCUCCACUACGGAGACCAGCAGUCAGCGGUCACCGGCUGGCCCACCACCCCUUCACUGUGAGCGCCCUGCCCCUUGAAGCGCAUUGGAUCACUUGAAAGCGUACCGCGUUUCAUUCAACGCAGCUUGUCUGGCAUUCAGUAUUGGAGCUAAGCGGCUAAUGGGACAUUCCAGGGAACCAUCAACUUCAACCACUGCUGGGUGUUACUGCAGCGGAAAAUAACACGAAAAUGCUAAGUCAGCCAUGAUUUGACCUACUGUGUACAGUUGUGUGUGUGUGUGUGUGUGUGUGUCUAUGCGUUUUUGUUUGUUGUAAGGUGGCCAUUGGUAAACAUACAGUACCUGUAUGUAAGGUGAAGGAUUUGGUGCGAGAAAAAUGAAGUGAUAAAUUAUAUUUAUAAAUGGGUGUAAAUAUUUCUGUGUUUGCUGUGCUGUAUACGAGUUUGGGAAAUGUCUUAUGAAUACUGUUUUAUAUCUAAGAGAAAAAAUACCUUUUAAAUGUAUUUCAAUAGAGUAAAGAAUCCUUUUUAACUUUUUUUUCUUCAAAUAAAACUAAGUCUAUUUA
Gadus macrocephalus (Pacific cod) is the source of this 3751-nucleotide messenger RNA. It is a transcript of the gene ppp2r3b, whose product is annotated as protein phosphatase 2, regulatory subunit B'', beta. Gene Ontology annotation, biological process: protein dephosphorylation. Gene Ontology annotation, molecular function: protein phosphatase regulator activity; calcium ion binding. Gene Ontology annotation, cellular component: protein phosphatase type 2A complex. NCBI's taxonomy places the organism in Eukaryota, Metazoa, Chordata, Actinopteri, Gadiformes, Gadidae. Bases 1307 to 2830 code for a protein of 507 amino acids. The transcript has 13 exons. The record is from RefSeq and is a predicted model, not a curated record.